CACCUUACAUUUGCAAGCUCUCCUCUCCAAAUAUAGAACUCACUAGCAACCAUUUUCAUUUGCCUAAUUAAGCCCUAUUCUUUCAAUUCUUCACAUUCAAGCCCCUUGAUUCUCUGUUAAAACCACAACAAGAAGAAGAACAGCAAGAUGAGCUGGACAGGAGGUGACUGGAUGUGUGGAGCUUGCCAACACCAGAACUUCAAGAAGAGGGAAUCCUGCCAACGAUGUGGGUACCCGAAAUACGGCGGGCCUGAUGUGGCAACAUACCUGUACAACAGGACAGAGGUGUUGGCAGGGGACUGGUAUUGCAUUGGCAUGAACUGUGGAGCACACAACUAUGCCAGCAGGACCAGCUGCUACCGGUGUGGCUCGAUUAAGAACGACUAUGGCGCUGCUGCUGCUGCUGCUUAUGGGUCAGAUUCCGGUGCCCCUCCUGGUUGGAAGUCUGGUGACUGGAUCUGUGCUAGGAUGGGAUGUGGAACACAUAAUUUUGCUAGCAGGGGAGAAUGCUUCAAAUGCAGGACACCAAGGGAAUAUGGUGGUGGAAUGUAACCAGCAGAGAAAUUGGAGGCUUAAGGGUUAACAUGUACCAAACUCAACAACUUCCUUUGGUCUCUUUUUUCUUUCUUCUUCAUCUUCAUUUUGAAGGUUAAUAAGCAGUUUUUAGGUUAGGUUUUGAUACCCAUUUUCUAGUAUUUGGAUUCUGAGGGGGAAGGAUGUGUCUUUCUUCUUUUGUAACUCUUGUAAUGUACUUACACUGACUGUUACAAAAAGGAAAAUGAAAAAGAUCCCAUUUG
Molecule: messenger RNA, 797 nt
Organism: Linum trigynum
Lineage: Eukaryota; Viridiplantae; Streptophyta; Magnoliopsida; Malpighiales; Linaceae
Source: the annotation of a GenBank genome assembly